Molecule: messenger RNA, 1724 nt
Organism: Molossus molossus (Pallas's mastiff bat)
Lineage: Eukaryota; Metazoa; Chordata; Mammalia; Chiroptera; Molossidae
Gene: VMA22
Product: coiled-coil domain containing 115
Exons: 5
Coding region: 3-545 (180 amino acids)
Biological process (GO): vacuolar proton-transporting V-type ATPase complex assembly
Cellular component (GO): extrinsic component of endoplasmic reticulum membrane
Source: RefSeq, a predicted model, not a curated record
CCAUGGCUGCACCCGACAUUCGGGCGGAGCUGGACUCGCUGCUCGUGCAGCUGCUCGGGGACCUAGAAGAGCUAGAGGCAAAGCGGGCGGCGCUGAACGCCCGGGUGGAGGAGGGCUGGCUCUCGCUCUCCAAAGCUCGCUACGCCAUGGGCGCCAAGUCGGUGGGGCCUUUGCAGUACGCCUCCCGCAUGGAGCCCCAGGUCUGCGUCUGCACCAACGAGGCGCAGAAUGGACUCCAGGAGUUCCGUGUGGUCAGUGCCGCCGCCCAGAAUCCAGAGGAGGUGGGGCCCCGUGAGGCAGCUCUGCGUAGGCGCAAGGGCCUCACCAGGAUUCCAGAGCCGGAGCCCUUCUCAGCCCCCCAAAAUCCUCUGCACUGGUUUGGAAUCCUAGUUCCGCACAGCCUGCGGCAGGCCCAAGCCAGCUUCCAGGAGGGCCUGCAGCUGGCUGCAGACAUAGCCAGUCUUCAGAUCCACAUCAACUGGAGUCGAAACCAGCUCCGGGGGCUCCAAGAGAAACUCAAGCAUCUCGAGUGUGGGGCUGCGUGACCUCUGUCCACAGAGGAAGGCAUGAGUACAGCUAUCCUUCAGUGUGGCUGCUUUACCUCAGGCCUUCUUCCUUCACAGAUUGCCCCACCCUGCCACCACCACCCCAUUCCCACCAGCUAAUCUCCUCUCCUUAAAAUUUCUCCGGUCUGCAUGUUUGCAACUUUGUUAGGUACGAAAGUUUGAAGAGGCUAGCUGAGGAACGUGCAAAGUCACUACACUGUGUGAAACCACUUCCAGUCCUUGUUCUAGGAAACACUUAUAUGGGGAGGGUCAAAGCUGUUAUGUUAGUACAUAUUAGUGAACAACAGCAAUCUUAUGCAUAAAUUGUUGCAGGUGAAGUACUGCCCAGCUAGUGACAGGAAGGACAAGAAGUAGGUACUUCAGUUUCACUAGAUCCUCAAAACUGUUUAAUGGAGGGGAAGAACCAUACAUGGCUAACAGAUAAGGAGAGAAUGAUUCCUCAUCGAUAACAAACGCAAUCACCGGCAUAGAUGGGCAGCCCUUGGCAGGUUUUAAGCUAAGAAGUAAAAAAGAUCCAAUCUACAUUUUCAAAUGAACCCUAGGAAGAGACCUUUCAGGUUUUCUAAAACCUGCCUUUAUCUUUCCAGUAGUGAGAUUGAACAUUUUCUAAUUUGUUGAGAGGCCAGUUAUAUUCCCUGCCCUGGGAACUCUGUGUCCUUGACUUCAUUUUCUUAUUGGGUUAAUAUUUUUAGCAGAUUCUAAGGAGCUAAUUUUUAUGCUUGGGGGGAAAUGGGUCCUUUGUUCAUACUAUGAGUGAUUUUCCCACUUUGUCUCUUAACAUUAUAGAUGGUGGUUUUAAAGAUAAGUGUUAUUGUAAAAUAAAACACAGAACCACACAGAAUAAUUGAAUAGUUUAAUGAAUAAUUAAGGUGAAAGCUAUAGGGACCAUCACCCAACUGUUGUGUUUUUUAGUCAGUUUAGUUUUGAUUUUCCAUUUUAUUUAUAUUUCCAUCACUAUUUAACCCCAUAUACCCUCUUCCACCUCCACCUACCUCCCCCUGCAGGCAGCACACUGUUGUCCCUGUUCAUGAGUUCUCUCUUUUUUUGUUGUUCAACCUCUUCACCCCCUCCUCACAAAACCUCACCACCACCAGAGCUGUCUACAUGCUCUCUAUCUGUGAGUCUGUCUCUAUAUUGCUUAUUGGUUCGGUUUGUUUA